Molecule: messenger RNA, 4037 nt
Organism: Anopheles bellator
Lineage: Eukaryota; Metazoa; Arthropoda; Insecta; Diptera; Culicidae
Exons: 4
Coding region: 1-3315 (1104 amino acids)
Molecular function (GO): dopamine receptor binding
Source: RefSeq, a predicted model, not a curated record
AUGGCCAACAACACGAACGAUGGUAGUGAAAACUUUUGGCCCGCGAACCAGCAGCCACCGCACCAUUAUCAUCCGGCGCACGCUCAGCAGUGCCAGCAACCACCGGUGACCCUAUUUCCUGUCACGCAGCACACGCUUCCGCCACACCUGCAACCAGCGCAUCAUCCCCAGCAUCCGUACGCGUUGCCGACGGGACCGGCGCACGGCUUCUAUCUGAACGCUGGCGUACCAAACACCGGACCUUCGCUGGGGGGAGAAGGCUUUCCGCCAGCUAACGCCAACAACGGAUAUGCACCUCACGUCCCUCAGCACCCACCGAUCGAGGAUGAGUACACGGUCGCCGAUGCGUACGGUCAGCUACUAAAAGUGGUCUACAAACCACAACCGCAGGUGGCCGGUGGAGUAGGAGGAGUAGGAGCAGCAGGAAUUGUGCGUCCGACGGAGGACACUCACCACCCAUUCAAUGCUCCGCAGACGAAGCAAGAGUACGAGUUAUUUUCCAGUAACAACAGCUUCAUGUCGGCCGCUCCCGGCUUUGGAUUCAUAUUCCACCACCAGCAACAGCAACAGCAGCAACAAGAACAUCAGCAGCAGCAGCAUCAGCAACAACAGGAACUGCCACAGCAACAACAACUGCCGUUGUCCUCGAUUGCUCAACAGCCACCAUCGCCGGUACCGACAGUACGCAAUGCGGUUGAGAAUGGAACCAGCAGCAGUAUGUUGAUCAACCAGAUGGUCGGUAACCUGGUACCGACCAUGUCCGGCCGUUAUUUGCCAUUCGGUGGAACUGCUGGACCGUCUCUUAUGACCGAAACGACAGCGCUCAUUAACACUGCACCGGCGAAAGACGGCAAUGUAAAGGCAUCGCCCGUCAAAACCGCUAGCACCGUAUCGAAACCGAUCGUCAACCCAGUGCCACCGACCAUUACUGGUACAUCCAGCAGUACAGUAAGUGCGACGCCACCGCCACCUUCGUCCUCGCGCUUGUCUAACGGAAACCGAGGAUCGACGAACCCCACGAGUGCUCCGGCACCAACCACCUCGACAGCGACGGCCGUUUACAACCAGCAGAACGACGAUAACUCGGCCAAGUUGGAUCAGAAUGUCAACAAAAAGCAGCGCAUAGUGGCGGAGGUGAAACCGAUGCGCAUGUCGUACUCGGAUGUGCUGAGCAAGAAGGUGAGCGGUGCUACCCCCGCCAGUAACGGCCUACCGAAUGCCGCUUCGAAUGUUGUUUCAAACGGUGGUGGUCACAGUAAUGCCACCGCGGGCGCUGGCUUACAGAACGGAACAAAAGCUUCCGCUGCUAAUGGUUCCGGGGGACACGCUUUCUCGAAAGGCGGUUCAAAGGCGGAGAAACGGGAGGGUAAGAAGUCAAACGGAAACGGCGCGGAGCGUAAGGCAGCGACCAUUGCUCCCGGGAACGGCACGAAAGAUCGGUCGGGUGACGCUGUGGCUAGAAAAGGUGGCACCAAUUCUGCAGGCGUGGGCCUGUUGGGUACUUCGCCCGGGGAUGCCAAUAAGAGUGAUGGUGUGGGUAGCGGUAUUGCUUCCACGCUAAAGCUGGCCCAGGAUAAACCGAAAAAAAAUCAAGAUCACAAAACUACGCUGAAAAAGGAUAAAGGCACACGCAAUGGAACCGGCACUGAAGGUGCCGAUGGAAACGUCAGCAACAAGAAGGGCCGUAAUCGGCGCAUGGAUGAAACCAACGGGGCUGACGGUGGUGGUGGCGGUGAACCUUCGAACGGUACGGGGGGCAGUGAUGAGGGUGCCACAGGGAACGAAGAAACGGAAGAAGAUUUUGACGAAGAAGACUCCGAAGAGUACGAACAGGACAGUGUGACCACGGAGCAGCAGCAGCAACAAAAGCCAGGCGCAAAGGAAAAUGGCCAUCAACAGCAGCAGCAGCAGCAGCAACAACAAUUUGUCUACAAUGUGAAGAAGACCAUCGGUGUAAAUGACACACAUAUCGAGAAAAUCGUGCAACCCUCACGUACCGCAGCCGCGGCCGCGACAUCGUCUGCUUCCUAUCGGAAGGCCGGCAAUCGCAACAAUUCCGCAUCUCAUCGCAAUGGGCCCGGUAAGCAACAACAGCAAGACAAGACACUCGGCAACCUACCGAACGGCAAGCGUUCCGUGCGCUCGCGCAAGAAUCAAAAGUACGCCUUUGCCGAGAAGCUGCUGCAGAAAUGGCUCGAAUACAUGGUGCUGGUAGUGCGCUGGCUUUGGUCGCUUGUGAGCGAUGUGGUGUACCUGAGCGUCCGGUUGGCGUGGGACUAUGCCCUGGCUGGGUACCAGUAUUGCUGGCAACACGCCUGCACUGUAAGACAAGAUUUUCGUAAAAAUUCUGCUCGCCCUGGCGUUUGGUUGCGGGGCGUUUGGAAGUCGUUCGAUGCGCGCUUCGACAAAGAGUCUCGCUGGGCGUUUUGGCGGCACUGCCGGCGAACCAAGGCGACCGCUGAACCGGCCACUGGACGAACCCCGCAUCACCAUAACAAGGACGGUCGGCUGCCGUCGACGGCGGACGAAGCGAUGUCAUCGCUGCUGAACUGUAAGGGAAAAGACGCGUACAGUAUUCUAGGUGUCAGUCCGGACUGCUCUCAAGAGCAGAUCCGCAAGCAUUACAAGAAGAUUGCGGUGCUGGUUCACCCGGACAAAAACAAGCAACCGGGCGCAGAAGAAGCGUUCAAGGUGCUGCAGCGUUCGUUCGAGCUGAUUGGCGAAACGGAAACGCGCAAGGAGUACGACCAGAGUCUGGCCGAGGCCCUGAACGCCGAGAAGGCAUGGUCUGAGAUUAACGAUCUACUUACGCAGCUGCACACGAAAAUAUCGGAAGCGGCCAACACGAUAAGAUGUAGCAGUUGCUGUUUGAGGCAUCCUCGUAAACCGACCGGUCGAGCGCAUUAUGCUGCAAGAGAAUGCAGUUCGUGCAAAAUCCGCCACCCAGCCAAGGAGGGCGACAUCUGGGCCGAAACGAGCUGUCUCGGAUUGCGCUGGAAGUAUCUCGCCAUGAUGGAAGGCAACGUGUACGAUAUCACGGAGUGGGCCAACUGCCAAAAAGGUGCACUUUCGCACCUGCAACCAAACUCGCAUGUCGUGCAGUAUCGUAUCGUGCUCGGUAGUAGCAGUGGUGGCACCCAGCAGCAGCAGCAGCAGAACGUGCAGCAGGACAAAGAAUCGCUGGGCCGAUCACGAAAAGAACCGACCGUUAAUGAACCAAAUUUAGAUGACUUCCUGAACAAUAUCUACGCCGGACAAAAUCAACAAGCUUCGUCGCAGACUGCUCCUUCACGGCGACGCUAUCGUAGAAACUAAACAACUCUUGUUCAGGCAUUUUGCGUACGUCCGGUUCUUGAGAUUCUGUGCACCGUUGCGAAACACCCCAUUUUACUCCACUACAGUGGUGCUCCCCGAAGAAGGAGUGUUCCGCUCAUCUUUGUGACCCAUUUCGCUCUUCCGUUCAAAUCUCACUUUUUACUGCAGUGUGAGCACCAUCACUCGAGACCACCAUAUCUCUACAGUAUCCAGCCGGAGUAGAGGCAACAGUACCGACGAAUUAAAUUAGUAGUGCUUUGUCGGGAGAUGUAUCUCAUUUUAUCGCCCUAUUGGUUUUUUAACAGAGCAAAUAUGCCACAAACAGUAGAACGAGACACGAAGGAAAAGAAUAUUAGUGGAACCAAUCGCAGUACAAAUUGCGCGACAAAUUCGCCACCUUGGCUUGGCUUGGCAAUGCUAGAGAGGGAAAAUGCCCUAAACCAGCCACACGCAGGAUUCGGUAAAAACAUGAACAAAAACAAAAUUAAUCUAUAACUUCUAACCGAUUGAACGCCAGUUAUCCGACAAAAAAUCCAAUGUUUAUCCGCCAGAAAUAAUAAUGAUGUCUAGUAUCGAGGGCGAAUAUAAAAUUAUCCACCUUCUCCCCUAUGUCGAAGCGCUUGAACGAGCCCCAGCACGGGGCCGUGUGCGGCCAACAUGUAACACGUAGUUUUAUGCAUUUUCAUCGCAUAUAUGUACCCAAACAAUAGAAAUAAAAAUCA